This is a messenger RNA of Cheilinus undulatus (humphead wrasse), 926 nucleotides long. RefSeq names its product deleted in primary ciliary dyskinesia homolog (mouse) (gene dpcd). The record is from RefSeq and is a predicted model, not a curated record. Lineage: Eukaryota; Metazoa; Chordata; Actinopteri; Labriformes; Labridae. The coding region runs from base 78 to 689 and encodes 203 amino acids. The transcript is spliced from 6 exons.
CUUGAAUAGAUUUUAUGUUUGCCCAUGUCACUGUGGUUACCGUUUGAGUCCGGAAGUGGCCCUGAGCUAAAGGAAACAUGGCUGUGCAAAGCUGGAUUGAUAGCCUAAAAUCUUCAAAGAAAACAGCCCUGACACACGACGGUAAGAGGAAGAUCCACUACCUCUUUAAAGAUGGAAGAGAGAUGGCAGAGGAGUAUGACUUAAUUACAGAUGAACUUAUUGUACGAAAAUGGCGUGCUAAAAGCACACUUGGAGCACAAGGACAAUGGCAAGUAGAGGUUGGAGAGCCAUUUUCAGGCCCUGUCACAUCUCUGGAUUCAGAAGUGAUCAAGGAGAACUGCUCCAAUCCUGUAUUUAUGCGUAAAGACACAAAGACAUGCUUUCAGUGGCGGAUACGCAACCUCCCCUACCCUAAAGAUGUCUUCUGUGUUUUUGUUGAGUCAUCAGAGAGAUGCAUUAUCAUCAAAACCUCAAACAAAAAGUAUUAUAAGAAGUUUAGAAUAACUGAUCUGGAUCGCAGUCAGGUGCCACUAGACGGCUCCGCCCUCAGCUUUACUCAUGCCAAUAACACUCUGAUUAUCAGCUACAAGAAACCCAAGGAGAUCUUAACCCUUGAACAGGAUCUACUGAAGGAACUGAAGAAGCUAAAGGGGACCAAUGAAGGGGACGUGGACUGCAAAACUCAGUGAAUUCAAACAGUCAGACUGCAAGGAUAAUUCUGUUGGUGCUUUUAUAGCAAAACGUUAAUUGGCAAAUUUUCAGUCACAUUUGAGGUCUCUCUUAUUGUUCUUUUUCGUAGUGCCUCUUUAUGAUCUAAUUCUUCUGUGUUUACUAAUUGAUGCCUUUUACUUGAGUUGUUAAUGUUCAAAGUUUUUCUGACAUUUAUAUUUGAUUCAGACACAUUUAUUAAAUAAACCACAUUCUGU